Carya illinoinensis is the source of this 944-nucleotide messenger RNA. RefSeq lists its product as uncharacterized. The record is from RefSeq and is a predicted model, not a curated record. Gene Ontology annotation, molecular function: polysaccharide binding. Bases 40 to 876 code for a protein of 278 amino acids. Lineage: Eukaryota; Viridiplantae; Streptophyta; Magnoliopsida; Fagales; Juglandaceae. The transcript has a single exon.
UCCUUUCUCUAACUCCCUGAUCUCUGGCUCUCUCUGUUGAUGGGAAGAAGAAUGGCCUUCUCUGCUGGACUCAGGGUCCUUACAAGUACCAUUCUGGUCCUAAUCCUUGUUCCUUCAGCUUCUAGUAUUAAAAAUAAUCAUCAUUAUUGUCCUCCUUCUUCCUGUGGCAAUAUCCCCAACAUCAGUUAUCCGUUUCGACUAAAAACCGAUCCACCAAACUGCGGAGACCAAAGGUAUGAGCUCUCAUGUGAUGACAAUAGCCAUACAUUGUUAUUUUUACAUGGUAGUAAAUACUACGUAAGCCAAAUCAAUUACAACAACUACACAAUCCGAAUUGUAGACUCAGGUAUUCAGGAGGAUAAUUACUCCUUCAUCCCUCGUAAUUUUCUAAAUCAUGAUAAUUUGAGGACUUGGCCAGAAUUGGAUAUUUCAUAUGAUCUACAAUAUUAUAUGAGACCAAUAUCAAAAGUAGUGGUUAUUGUGAAUUGUGACAAGCCAAUGCCUUCGAGUAACUAUUUCUAUUGGUACACGGCUUCUACAAAUUGUUCUAAUAUCAAUAAAGGAUCUGGGUCUUCUUCCAACUCGUCUUUAUCUCAAUAUUCCAAACGGUACAUAUAUCUUAUUGUUGGCCGUGACCAAGCGAGUGUGAUGGAUGUGGAGGAGUCGUGCACGAUAGAGCAAAUGUCUCGGACAUCGUGGCCAGGAAUAAUUGAUGCUGAUCAUCCUAUUAAUAUUUCCACAUGUACAGACCUCCACAAUUUAUUCUCAUAUGGUUUUGUGCUUUCAUGGUACCGACUUUAUUGUGGAAGCUGCAGCUACGAUUAUUGCUACGUGCAUGACGAUAAUCAAGUUUCUUGCCUUGAAACUCGUGAGUAAUUAAUAAAUUUGAGCUCAGAAUUCUAAUGAGAUAUUAUAUAUAUGCUGUGCUGAUCUAUGUCGAUCUU